Molecule: messenger RNA, 1501 nt
Organism: Morone saxatilis (striped sea-bass)
Lineage: Eukaryota; Metazoa; Chordata; Actinopteri; Moronidae
Gene: armh1
Product: armadillo like helical domain containing 1
Exons: 11
Coding region: 196-1422 (408 amino acids)
Source: RefSeq, a predicted model, not a curated record
UAGGCAACCGUUAGCCAGCAGCUACAAACGAAGCGGAGGAAGAAGAUAAACAACAAAUCAAACCCGCGAAAAGUAAGUGUUUAUGAAGCCAAACACAUUCAUUUUAAGGUUCCAACGAACAAGUUGCAAUAGCAGCUAGUUCUUGGAGCGAAAAAGACUUUCACUUAAGUUCACCAAUGUGAAAAGAAGAACACGAUGUCAGCACGGGAAGAAGAAGCAAAUAUCGGCAAAGUACUCAGUUUUCUUCGAGAAUGGGACCGUGGCGACAGGACAGUCCGCAGCCGCAUGUUGAACACCUUCCUGACUCAAAACACUGGGAAGACGUUUUAUGAGCUGGAGCUGGAGUUUGCACAGGUUGCCAGUCUCUUCCUGGCUCGACUCACCACCUGGAUGAGACUCACAUACAUGUUUGGGACGUUCUUGGGACUGCAGCUUAAAGCAGUUGGGAUUUUCCUUUCUGCGUCAAGCCAUGAUCAGUACUUAAUGGAGUUCCUGGAGGAUGGAGGUGUUCUCACUCUCCUGGAGAUCUUGAGCCACUCUCAGAGCAAAGAGGAGGACAAGGCCGAGGCCCUUCGUCUUCUGCUCACAGUCUCAAAUGCUGGUCGCAAGUACAAAGAGAUUAUCUGUGAAAGCCAUGGUGUGGAAGCCAUCGCAGAGUGCCUGGCUAAGUCAAACACAGAUGAAACCCAAGAGACAGCAUGGGCCCUCCUGGAGUCCCUGUCCCGUGGAAACCCCAGAUAUCAAAACCAAAUCUACAAAGGUCUGAUUGCCCUCGUGACUUGUUCCUCCCCGAAGGCCCAGCAGCUGGUCCUGCACACCUUACACACUGUGCAGUCCAAAAUGAAAACAGCCCAUCCCAGCAUUGUAGAGCCUCUGCUGAAUAUACUCAGGUCCCUGCACCUGGAGGUUCAGGAUGAAGCUAUAAAUUUGAUCUUGGACCUGAAGUGUUAUGAUGUGAGGCCAAUGCUGCUCAGUGGACUGGUGGCUCUGCUGAGACCUGCUAAAGAAGAAAUACAGCAGAAUAUGGAAGAAUCUGAGUCUGAGAUAAUCAAGAUGACUGGAUCUCUGCCUGUGUUUGUGCAACAGGCUGCUGCAGCUAAAACUAUACGCUUGCUGGCCGAGGACAGUCGAGAGGUUUCUCGGGAGCUUCUCUCUCUUGGAGUGGUCCAACAUCUUCUGUGCGCUAUGGGAAACAGAGAGCACACUGAUGCCCAAAUACAAGCCAGUCUGGCCUUAGAGCACUUUGUCCGCUCAUACCCAGUUAUUAAGGGACAUGUGCAGAGAGUCACUGGCAGUACACUGUUUGCAGCCUUAAUGCACAAAGCUGACACUCUGUACAUGAACAUGGAUGAAGCACAAGCAGAAACCCUUUUAACUAACAGGGUGAAUAUAACUGAAGUUUUGUUUGGCGAUAAACUCUGAAGAUGGACAAUAGGAACAAAUCAUUUAAAGAUACAGAUGAAGAAAAUGUAUGUUUGUUUUUUUAUAAAUACUGUUUGUA